UACUCUUACAAAUAUAAACAAGAUAUUUGGUAAAAUGUUCAGCAGACUUCUUCAUCCAUCAACAAUCUGUAGAAAUAUUACAAGAUUAAGCUAUUCUCAAACUGCUGCAACAAUUAAAGUUGGUGCCAAAUCAGAGGCUGUGUUUGCUAGAGAAGAGAAAUAUGGUGCCCAUAAUUAUGGUCCAUUGCCAGUGGCACUGUGUCGUGGAGAAGGUGUAUUUGUAUGGGAUGUAGAUGGUAAUAAAUAUUAUGACUUUCUCAGUGCCUACAGUGCAGUCAACCAGGGCCAUUGUCAUCCUAAGAUUAUUCAAGCCCUACAAGAACAGUCUAAAAUCUUUACUUUAUCUUCACGAGCCUUUUAUAAUGAUUUACUUGGUGAAUAUGCUGAAUUUAUUACCAAAUUAUUCCAGUAUGACAAAGUUUUACCAAUGAACACAGGUGUGGAAGGUGGAGAGACUGCAUGUAAACUUGCCAGGAAAUGGGGCUACCAAGUGAAGAAAAUUUCUGAUAAUAAGGCCAAGAUAAUUUUCGCUGAUGGUAAUUUCUGGGGUCGAACAUUAGCUGCUAUUUCUAGUUCUACAGAUCCUUCAAGUUUCUCUGGUUAUGGACCUUUUAUGCCAGGUUUCUCUGUUGUUCCAUACAAUGAUAUUCCUGCUUUAGAGAAAGAACUACAAGAUCCUAAUGUUUGUGCGUUUAUGGUUGAACCUAUACAAGGUGAAGCUGGUGUAGUGGUACCAGAUCAAGGUUAUCUUACUAAAGUUCGUGAAUUAUGUACCAAACAUAAUGUUUUAUUUAUUGCUGAUGAAGUACAAACUGGUCUAGCCAGAACCGGAAGGAGAUUAUGUGUGGACCAUGAAAAUGUACGACCAGAUAUGGUAAUAUUGGGUAAAGCUUUAUCUGGUGGAGUUCUACCUGUAUCUGCUAUAUUAGCUGAUGAUGAUAUUAUGUUAACUAUAAAACCAGGAGAGCAUGGAUCAACAUUUGGUGGUAAUCCUCUAGCUUGUCGUGUUGCUAUGGCAGCAUUAGAGGUGUUAGAAGAAGAAAAGUUGGCAGAAAAUGCUGAAAGACUUGGUGAAGUAUUAAGAAAAGAGUUGUCUACUCUACCUAAAGAUAUUGUUAGUGUAGUUAGAGGAAAGGGAUUAUUGAACGCUAUUGUAAUUAAUCCCAAAUUUGAUGCAUGGGAAGUUUGUCUAAAGUUACGUGAUAAUGGUCUGCUGGCCAAACCAACCCAUGGUGACAUUAUACGAUUUGCCCCACCUCUAAAUAUAACCCAGUCACAAUUACAGGAAUGUCUGAAUAUCAUCAAGAAAACUAUACUAGCAUUUUAAUAAAUAUCACUUUUUAUUCCAUUGAUACCAGCUAUCAGAAGACAGUAAACCUAAACGAAAUCCAUAAUAGCAAUUACCUCCUUAUUUAGAAUCUUCUUGAACGACUAUGUUAUUGACAUUGUUAAGACAUUUGUAGAUGUUUAUUAUAUUGAAUAUAUUGAUAGGUUUAUUUUGCCAAUUUUAAGUGGGUUUUUUUUUAAUGUUGUGGAUUUAGUGUAAUUGAUAAUGAAGUUUAUUUUUUGAAUAUUUAUUGAAAUGAUAUUGUAGAAAGAACAUUCCUUAGUUAUUUAUUUUUUUUUUUAAAUUUGAGAUAUAUUAGGAACAGUGUUAUAUUCUGUUCUUAUAUAUUUAAAAAUAUCAUUAGUAAUCCUAAUAGAAUAUGACUUAAGAGUAAAAGCCAGACCGUUUCAGUAAGAGUAGAACUUUAUUUCAAUCUGGCUAAAUAAUAAUUGGAAUUGGAAUAAUUGAAUUAACCAUUAAGAUUUCAAGAACUUUGAUUAGGAUGUGGAAUGUUUAUUAGUGGCGUAAUUGACAUAAAACAAGAGCCAUGUUUUCAAAUAGAUGAACCCAUGUACAGUCAAUUUUACCUAUUGCCUUAGAUGGUUAAAUGGAUAUAAAGAACGAAUUAUCACAUUAUUACUCCUUUAAACUAGAUCUGUGAUUCUUUAGAUACUCUAUUAUAUUUGUCUCUAUAUGUUGCUUUUAUCUUUUUUGUAUUUCCAUUUAAGAUUCUAGUCUGUACAACAUUGUUGAUCAAUUGUAAAAUUUCUUUCAGACCCAUGUUAAUUUUUAGUGCCAUUGCUUGUCUUUUCUUGUAGAUGAGCACAUAAUAUUGAUAGUGCUAGCUUGUGUUCAGUGCUUUUAUGAUAUAAUAUACAUAAUUAUCUAAUU
Messenger RNA from Lottia gigantea (owl limpet), 2218 nucleotides. RefSeq lists its product as hypothetical. NCBI's taxonomy places the organism in Eukaryota, Metazoa, Mollusca, Gastropoda, Lottiidae. The transcript is spliced from 9 exons. The coding region runs from base 35 to 1327 and encodes 430 amino acids. Gene Ontology annotation, cellular component: cytoplasm. Gene Ontology annotation, molecular function: identical protein binding; pyridoxal phosphate binding; L-ornithine transaminase activity. The record is from RefSeq and is a predicted model, not a curated record.